This is a messenger RNA of Plenodomus lingam JN3, 1038 nucleotides long. Lineage: Eukaryota; Fungi; Ascomycota; Dothideomycetes; Pleosporales; Leptosphaeriaceae. The record is from RefSeq and is a predicted model, not a curated record.
AUGGCCGACCGCAUGAUAAUCGGGACGAAUGCCUCGCCCACAAAUCCCACGCCCCUGUCUGCCCCGCAAGAACAACAGGUAAAAGACCUGUACUACAAGAACGUACGCGCGAAAUGCGCAAAGGAGAUUGAAGGUUCGUUGUCCACUCCCACCUCCCACCCUAGACUCCAACGACUAACCCAUUCCCCCGGCACAGCAUUCGCACAGUGCGCCCUCGGCCGCACCCUAACCAUGAUCUACGCCUGCCGCGCCCCCCGCCUCGCCAUGAACAGCUGCAUGCUGCAAUACCAGAACCAAGCCGAAAUGGACGCCGCGCGGCAAGAAUGGUUUGCGCUGGCGGGGGAGCGCAAGGCAGAGCGCGAGGAACAUAAGAGGAGGGUGGAGGAGGCACGGCACAAGCACAAGGAAUGGUGGAAUUUGGAUGAGGAGGGUAGGCUAGUGGGCCGGAAGGCUGAGGUGGGUGCUGCUACUGGUGAGGGGGAGGCUGGGGGAGAAGGGAUUCGCAGGAAAGAGGAGAAUAGGAGGGAUGAGAGGGGGGUGGUUAGGGGGGGUGUUUACAGGGGGACGGGCGCCGCGGCAAAGAAAAAAAGCACAAUACCGCGCAAGAUGAAGGAGCAGAAAGAGGGAAAAAGAGAAAACGAGGAGAAAACGACGUGGCUGAGCUCAGGUCCAUUAGAUGGUUUCUCGCCGAAAGGCCUGCUCCGGCCAUGUCUGUAUCCCAUCGAUCCUUGGUGCUCUGCACUGUCUCUCUCUCACCCUCUCUCUCACGCAUAUGAUCUUUCCAAGAUCCCCAACACGCCUAUCCCUUCGCCACGACAUCCCGAACCCCCCCCUUACGCACCCCCACCCCCAUCGGGCCCUGCAACCCCCAUGGCCUCCUCAAACUCGUCUUCAUCAAUCUCUUCCUCCUCCAUACCUCCCAUCUGCGUAUCCUCCUGCGUCCCAGCACCAGCCCUCCCAUUAACCCCCUCCCCUCCAACAGGCCCCCCAAAUCCCACCGCAUCUCCAGUUCCCGUAUCCAUCUCCUCGCCCGCCUGA